Aspergillus nidulans FGSC A4 is the source of this 1629-nucleotide messenger RNA. Its product is annotated as Zn(II)2Cys6 transcription factor. NCBI's taxonomy places the organism in Eukaryota, Fungi, Ascomycota, Eurotiomycetes, Eurotiales, Aspergillaceae. The transcript has 4 exons. Gene Ontology annotation, molecular function: DNA binding; zinc ion binding; DNA-binding transcription factor activity, RNA polymerase II-specific. Gene Ontology annotation, biological process: DNA-templated transcription; regulation of DNA-templated transcription; regulation of transcription by RNA polymerase II. The coding region runs from base 58 to 1629 and encodes 523 amino acids. The record is from RefSeq and is a predicted model, not a curated record. Gene Ontology annotation, cellular component: nucleus.
UUCCAUCCUCCAUUGCCCAUUGCUCGAUUAGGAUAUCUCCUUUGCAUCCCAGCUUCCAUGGUGCAUCGCGGCAAGCUCAGUGCUGCCUGCGGUCCGUGCCGAAGUCGUCGACUUAAGUGCGACCACAAAAGACCAUCCUGCUCCCAGUGUAUCCGGGCUAAGAGAGAAUGUUCGGGCUACCGCGACAUCUCCUCCAGGAGAUUCUUCGACCAGACUGAGGAGGUGAAGAGGAAGAACUCGCCUUCCUUUUCGUCGUCUUCAUCUCCGUCGACUGCGUCUGCACUCACUUCUUCCUCUCACAGCUCGCAAUUGCCUCCACGGCAACAAAUAUCGAGCCCGUCCAAUCCUUGCUUACAGCAUCAGGUCUCCAUCCCACUCAGAGACCAGGGUGCCGCCUUUGCGCUGUCGCGUUACCUCAACCGGUCGGUAGGAAACGGCCUACCGUCCAUCCUGAACACUCCGUCUGCAAGAGCAGCUACUGCCAGCAUCAAUGCCGUGGGACUAGCGGCGCUGUCUAAUAUCCACCAGUCUCCGCAGCUGAUGUUCACUGCACGUCAAGAAUAUGGUUCGGCUCUGGCGGAGACAAAUGCUGCUCUAAGCGACCCAAGGCAGGCCACUUCAGACGCCAGUCUGAUAGCAGUGACUUUUUUGGGCAUUUUUGAGAUCAUGGUUUGUGACGGCACAUCUCUGAUGGGGAAAUUCGUGAAGCAUAUGGACGGGUGCUCCAGAAUCAUCCAGCUGCGCGGCUCCCAGCAGCUCGAAGACCCCAUCGGGGUGGGCUUGUUUACUCUAUCUCGCAGGAACAUUGUUCUUGGCAACUUCUGGCUGAAACGAUCUACGCCUCCGUGGCUUGUGCAAUGGUCCCAUGAAGCCUUUCCUUACCGUCAUGAAGGCGACGACAUGGGAACGGACGAUGCUCUUUUCCUGCUGAUGUCACGGGUCGGUGAUCUAUGUGCUAGCUUGAAGAACGGUGUGCUUAUAGAGCCGGCCAAGUUAGUGAAGAGGGCUUUAAAACUCGAUGCUGAGCUUGCUGCCUGGGCAAAGUCCUUUAAGCUUACCCGCGACUACACCGUAGUCACCGUCCCGGAGCCUGUGGGUGAGAUCACUGGCCAUGGCAAGAAUAUUUCACCCUUUCGACACAUCUACAGCAAUCAUUACCAUAUAUAUCCAGAUACAGUAAUCUCAGCGUGCUGGAACGAUUACCGGUUCGUACACCUUCUUCUUUUAGGAGUUCUGGGCUGGAUUGCUGGUCACCUUUCAGACAAAGAAGAGAUCGAUGCCACUCGCAGAAGCGAGUACCGAGAAACAGUUGGAUACAGUACGAUGCUCUCUCAGCAACUGAGCGACGAUGUGUGCGCUAGCGUGCCCUAUCAUUUCGGGGCUACCGAGACAUCCUUUCAAGAAGAUUGGAGUAGUAGCCGGACUGGAGGCAUGAUUCGGUUAUUAUGGCCGCUUUUCCUUGCAGCUGAGCGAGAUGCGGUGACACAGGAGACAAGAGACUGGAUCGCGAAUACGCUCUUCAAGAUCGGGUAUGGGGCUGGGAUUCGCCAGGCGCUUGUCAUGUCGAACCUCUUGCGCUCGGGGAGUCCUUUAUCCUGGCUUCCUGAGCUUGCACGAAUGGAGUCAUAG